Drosophila miranda is the source of this 929-nucleotide messenger RNA. Its product is annotated as probable serine/threonine-protein kinase DDB_G0291918. The record is from RefSeq and is a predicted model, not a curated record. The transcript is spliced from 4 exons. The coding region runs from base 308 to 769 and encodes 153 amino acids. Lineage: Eukaryota; Metazoa; Arthropoda; Insecta; Diptera; Drosophilidae.
GUAAUUUUUCGUUGAUAAGUUUCGGGCACACUACCUGUUUGCACAUAAACAAUGCCGAAAGUGUGUUAUAAGCAAAAUUUCCGCGAUUUGUGGUUAAAUGUUGACGAAUUUAAGGAGUGACUACACAAAGUACCAACUGACCUGACCCCACAGAAGCGUACUGCUGCCUUUGUAAGGCAACAAUUCGGGCCAAGUUGUGCGAGUUACGGCAGCAUGCGUUGACUAAAAAACACAUUGCGUCCAUUUUAAAAUUGGACCAAUUGUCAAUGAAUCCUAGCAUGACACACCCACUGAUUGUGGGCCAGCAAUGACGACUGCAUUGCUUACCUCAGCCUCGGCCAUGUACACGCAUCAGCAGCAGCAGCAGCAGCAGGCGCAGCCUUCGGGUCGCAAUUCUAUACUGAAGCAGCAGGGGAGUGUCAAGGGCGACAAGCGGGUAUCGAUUCAACAAACAUCGAGCAGUAAUCAUAACAACAACAACAACAACAACAACAACAAUAAUGCCAAGUCAGCAACGAAUGUUGAAUAUAUCUCCGAAGGAGCAGGAAGCAAAGUGCGACUAACCGCAAAGCCGCCAGCAGGACCCCGGCCAGCCUCGCUGAUCAUCACCAGGUCCGAUUCCAACUCACAGUUCCAGCUGCUACGCUCCUCCUCAGUGGACUAUGACGACGUAGAGGCCCAAGAGCACCGCACUACGAUCCGGACGACACUGCUAGAGCAACAGGAGGAGGAUGAAGCGGCACCGUUCGUGUUUACAGCGCGCAAAUGAUACAAUCUGAUAACCAGAUGGCAGCCAAGCUUAUUUACACAAUUUAGAUAUAGGGCCAGUCUUAAAUAAGCUAACUAACUAGCUAAUUACUGAAAGAGUUUGCAGCUGGAACUCGAGAGUUGUGGUUCCCCAAAAUAGAAUGUAAUCUAGCAAAAGACAA